AUUGGAGAGGAUUUCUUCCUCCCAGCAAAAGUUAUGGAGGGGUACAGAUUUUAUCAGGCUGUAUGGCAGCGUCUGCCAAAAUUUGUGCCCCCCCAUCUAUAAUGCACGUUAGCAGAGUUUUUCUUUGAAAAUAACUAAAAAUUAAAACAACAGAUAAAUAUACACGUCUUUGUCAGUAACAGCGUUUUCCAAAAAUUUGCAAGUCAGUUUUGGCCAACCUUUCGUGGGCCUAUUCGACUCCAACAUUGACACAUUUUUCCAAAAUCUUAGGUCACGUGGGUUUUCCUCGUCAAUUAUGCAAAUUAGUUGACGUUGUGCGCACGAACUGAGUGCCGCUGAGCUAACGAGAAGAUUACAAUUUGUUUUCGAAAAAUAACCAACACCACAAGAGGAUGGAACCAGACGAGUACAAGAGUUUGGUUGCAUAUAAACUAAAAGGCGAGUAUCCAGCGCUUUUCACGAAAAAAGAGAAAUUUCUUCUCCGAAGAAAACCUGCUAUUUACGACAUUUAAAGAGAAGCCAUUUCAAAGCGUUUCUACUGGCCAGGGAUGUCAUUGGACAUCAAUAAUUGGGUUUCCCAGUGCGCAGUUUGCCAGGCAAGUGCUGCAACAAUUAAAAAACCAGCGGAAUACAUUCCGAUAAAGGUUUCUCAGCCAUUUUAAUUGGGUGGGAUUGACAUUAUUGGGAAUCUUACUGAAACCAACAGCAGACAUCAGUAUAUUUGUGUUUUUAUUGACUAUUUCACAAAGUGGCCACAAGCCAUACCCUUUGAGGUCGAAAUCAGCCAAGGAAGUGACAAACUGUCUCAUAAAAUUUGUCCACCAGUUCGGAGCACCGAAAGGGGUUCUUAGUGACCAAGGCAAAGAAUUUGUCAAUUCUCUCAACAAAAUGGUAUGCAGAUUGUUAAAAGAAGGCUUGGUGGAGAGAAUGAAUGGCACCAUCCAGAGAGCCCCUCUGUAAGGUUGUUGGUGACCAUCCAGAAACGUGGGAUGAGUAUCUGGAUGAUGUGAUGUUUGGACUCAGAACUAAAAAGCAAAUGACCACCUAAUACUCACCCUAUUACCUGAUGUUUGGCAGAGAGGCUCGUUAUCCAUCCGAAAUCCCACAAGAGUACAUGGUUGACGAGAGUGUGGAAGUGGGGCUGGAAGAGCUGUCGCAAGACAUUCGAAAGCAUCAAAAGCUGUUGGAACUGCUGAAGGACAAUGUGGUCAAAGCACAGGAAAAACCAAAGGGCAAAAUAAAAAUGAUGAAGAGAGAUGUUGUUUUCAAAGUUGGUGACAAAGUUUUAACUGCUAACAUAAGAAGCCAGCAGAGGAAAGGGGGGAAAAUUGAAGCAAACGUUUUAGGCCCUUACAUCAUUACAGCAAUCCAAGGUAAAAGUGUGGAUCUUCAGGAUUCCAAUGGGACAAUCAUUCCAAAAGUACAUGUAGACCAACUAAAGUUAGCAAAGACAGUAUGCCAAGAGUGCCACAUCGGGGUUUAAAGGAAACAGCAGCCACAUUACUAAAAGCACAACCAGGUCCAGCAGCACCACAAGCUGCAGCAGCACCAGCAUCUGCUCUAGCUCCAAAGACUACAGCAGCACCAUUGGCAGGAGCACCACCACCUCCUAGAGCUCCACAGGAUACAGCACCAGUGGCAUCACUUGCAUCACCACCAGUGAAAACCCCACAACUAUCUCCAGUUCCACAAGGCAUACCAACAACAGUAUCAGAUCCAGGGUCAAGAGACACACUAAGAAAACGCACCACCAGAACCAGCCACAAUUGCUACAGCACAAGGACGCGCUACAGCUCUACAAACUAAAUCCCAAACAGCGGCAGACCCAGCCUCGCAGACCACAGCGGCAGACCCAGCCUCGCAGACCACAGCGGCAGACCCAGCCUCGCAGACCACAGCGGCAGACCCAGCCUCGCAGACCACAGCGGCAGACCCAGCCUCGCAGACCCAGCCUCGCAGACCACAGCGGCAGACCCAGCCUCGCAGACCACAGCGGCAGACCCAGUCUUGCAGACCACAGCUCCAAAAGCUACAUCACCAGUAGACUCAGAUCCACAAGCUACAACGCACAAGCCUCAGCUCCAUCUACAGCACAAACCGUAGAAGAAACAGUUCCGCUAGUGACAGCAGCACCAGCCACAGCCCCACGAGCUACCCCUGCACCACCUCCAGCAUCACCACCUCAAAGAUAUACUGAAGCUGUUGCAGAGAAAUAUAUAAUGGGUGCCUGGGCUGGAAAGAAUCCUCACAUUCUACUGUCAAAAAAAGGUGGUUACAAAUUAUUCUACUGAGAUAUCCAACAAAUUGGUCUUGACAUGGAGUUGGAAAGUGAGGGAGCUGCAGGGUGAGGAGGUGUGAGGGAGACAGCCAGCAGUGAAGAUGACCAGGCAGACCGAUGUCGACAUACCGGAAACAGGAGCCAUUUUCACAUUUGGAAGGACCAGCUUUGCUAAUAAUGUUCCCAGCAAGUUCUGGCUGAAGAAUGACCAUCCAAAGCACAUGUCAUGUGGCGGAGAGCACUCUGCUGUUAUCACAGAAAAUGGGAGGUUGCUGAUGUUUGGUGGCAACACGUGGGGCCAGCUGGGGUUGAGAAUUAAGCCUAGUGCUAGGAAACCAACCUCUGUGAAAGCCUUGAAGUCUGAGAAGGUGAAGCUUGCAGCUUGUGGGAGAGACCACACAAUUGUUUGCACAUUUCAUGGCAGUGUAUACAGUGCAGGUAGCAACCAGGACGGGCAGCUGGGUUUGGGCCAUUGUGACAAGUCUACAUACUUUCACCUGCUCCGCCCUUUCUGCGACUGGGCACCAAUCAAAAUGCUUUCUGCAGGAUGCAACACCUCAGCUGCCUUAACAGAGGAUGGGAGGCUGUUCAUGUGGGGGGACAACUCUGUGGGUCAGAUUGCUUUCGGCGACGAGGGAUUUGCCGCAGAACCCAGAGAGGUCCACGUUGGAGAAGCAGUCAUAUGGGUGUCCUGUGGGUACAAGCACUCGGCUUUUGUGACAGUUUAUGGUCGUCUCUACACAUUUGGUGAGAGUGCGAAUGGAAGACUCGGUCUUCAGAAGGAGCAGCUGGCCAAUCACAGAGUUCCUCAGCAGGUGCAGGGAGUCCUGGGUCAUGUCACCCGAGUGUGCUGUGGAGGGGAGCACACAGUGGUCCUCACAGAGAAGAACGUGUACACAUUCGGCAGGGGUCAGUACGGUCAGCUGGGCCACGGAACAUUUCUGUUCGAGGUUCAUUUGCCAAAAGCGCUGCAGCACUUUUGUAACAGCAAGGUCAGACACAUCGCGUGUGGAGAGAACCACACCGCUGUGGUCACCGACAACAGGCUGCUGUACACGUUUGGUGAUGGUCGUCAUGGAAAACUCGGGUUAGGGGAGGAAAACUUCAUCAACCAGUUCAGCCCGACACUCUGCACACGUUUUCUUCAGUACGCUGUUCAGUCAGUGUCCUGCGGUGGUCACCACAUGCUGGUCCUGGCUACACCCAGACCAGCAGAGAGCCAAGAAGUGGUGCCAGAGAAGGAUGUCUUAAUCACAGAUGACUUUCUGGAGUCAAGUUUUACCAAAAUCAUCUUUAAAAACAAGUUCAUCAAUCCAACUCCACCAUCCCCACUCUCAGCCCUCUCAGCCCGGGCACGCCACCGAGACAGAGUUCGUUCUGUGGAGUUGUUUGGGGAUAAGUUUCAGAGCCUCCCACGGCUUAACUCUGACUUUCUCAACACAUCUCGGCAAACAUCCAGAAAUUCCCUAACCCUGAAAACCCUUUCAAAGGAUGCUACUACUCCUUCAUCAUCCCCAAAACCAAAAUCAGAGGUGGCAGGAAGCCCACUUCUCUCCCCCAGAUCUCGAUCCAUAUCCCCUCAGAGUCCACUGAUAUCCUCUAAGGCAUCAAGCCCACAUUCACAAUCAUCAUUCACGCUUCAAAGUAAAGCAUCCACGUCUGCUUCUUCUAAGUCUAAAUGCAAAAAGGUGCCCUCUCCUUUGCUUUUACCAAAGUCUAUAACAAAAUUAAACCCCAGCAGUCCUGUAGCUACUAAAAUGACUGCAAAGCCUAGACUAAACCGAGCAGCAGCCCCUAAGAAGCCUCUAAGUAACAAAUUCUCAUCUCCUGUGCCACCUAAAGAGCCCUACACACCGACUAGACCCCCCAGUAAUGUUUUCAUUAAAAAUCUAAAGGAGGAAGAACAUCCUGCCCCAACACAAACAGAAAAUGUUAAGAGACAAAUAAUCACUGGAGAAGUGGAGGAGAAAGAAGACUCUGACUUUUCACCAUAUAUGGAAAAGAAAAAGGGCAGAGCUUUUAGACACGGAGUAAAGGAAGCAGAAGCAUUUGCACAACAGAUCCAGACCAAUGAGAAGACCGACCGAAACUCCCAUAAGGUUUUGCCAACAGAGCUUAUGAAGGGCCCCAGCACCUUGAAGACAGAAGUGUCUCAUCUGAAGAGCACAAAGAAAAAUCACAAAGUGACUUCAAACAGCAAAGAGAACAUCACCAAGGAGUCCAGCGACAUCAAACCUUCAGAAAACAGGCAAGCUCAAAAACAGCUCCCGCAUUUUAAAUCACCACAGCAAGAUAAGAGGAAACCGUCAGAGUAUAGCACAAAAACACAACAGACGCUGACAGACGCACAGGGGAGAGUGACUGAAGUGAAGCACAAGACAAGGAAAACUGAGGAUUUGAGAGAAAGUAAUAAACCGAAUGAAGAGGAUAACAGCUCUCUGAAGAAAGGCUUGACAAGGACCCCAAGAAAGGAGACAAAGAAAUCAUUAUCUUUAGAUCAGAAAUCUCCUUCUAUCAAGGUCAGUAAAGUGAAUCAAGCAGCCAAUCUAGCAUCCACAGAAAAUGCCGUAAAGGAAAAUGAAGCAACUCAGAGGGGAAGUGAUGACGUCAAACCUGUUGAAGUGGCGAGUCGGGGGACGCGGCGAGUCAAAUCGACUCUAACAAAAGAUCAGCACAAGGUUAAAUCUGUACCAGGAAAAGGUAACAGUGCAGCAGUGGAUGCUAAAUCACCAGCAACGCAGGAAGGAAACACAACACCUUUUAAGGCUGAAACCAAGAAAUCUGUCUCCAGAAAAACACCUUUGAAAGUUAAGGGAAAAUUGCAAGAGCUUAAACCAACACCAGUCAGGGAUCAAAGUAAAUGUGCAGAAAAUCCCUUCAUUGAAGGUGAAAGUAAAGAAAAGUGUGAGGAAAAUGAGUUAAAUUGUGCCAAGGAUGCCACUCUGAAGAUGAAAGGUGGGACUGUGGAUGAGCAGAAAUUGUCAAAAAUAAAGGACAAAAAGAUGGCAAAAGAAUCCGGUGCUGAACAGAGGGCAAAAACAAAACGAAGAGGAGGAGGCAAGGAAGAGGAAAUCAGAGUUAAAGAUGAGGAUGUUGACUCUGAGAAUAAGAUGAAGGCUAAACCAAAGAGUGAAGCUUCCAGCCUGCUGUCAUCUCAGCAGGAUACACCUACAGAAGUGAGAGGUAACCCAAUUUCCCCUCAAAGCCCAGAGGUGGAUUCUCUCAGAGCUGCAAAACCCCUGCAAGGCGCUGAGCCUGUUGGUAUGGAUUCCCGUGUUUCUGAAACAGAUGAAGAGGACACUCGGGGCAAGAAUGGGGAAAAAACAAAUUGGGGAGAAAUUCUCAGUAAUUCAGCGUCACUUCUUCCAGCUGCUGGGAUUGCAGGUGCAGCUAUUGAGGUCCUUCGUCAGGCAGUGACAAGUGUGCAGUCUGACAGUGACAAAGCCACCUCGACACCCUCUAAAACGCUCAGUAAUGUCAGACAAUUCACGAAGCAGAGUGCAGUUACGGAGCCGUCCUUGUCCUCCACAUUGUCACAUUUUUCUUCCUCGAAUGAAACGGAGGAUGGCCUGAAGACAGAUGCUCAAGCUGGUGUUCCAUCGGAAUCUGUAAAUGAAUCCCAAGAAGGAGAAAAUGAUGACAGCAGUCGUGAUCCAUCAGAGGGGGAGGCAGUGAAAGGGGGCUUGUCUGAGCAGAUCAGGGGUGAACACAUGGAGGAUUCACAAAAAGAAGUGGAGGAGAAAUCCGAAAAGGAAUCUGGAGAGGAUGAGGAUUCUGAGGAUGGGGGAAAGAAUGAAGAUGAAGAUGAAGACGUAGAGAGUGGAAGUGAUAGUGAAGAUAAAAGGGAAGAAUCUGAGAGUAGUAGUGACAAAGAAACAGGAGAGGAGAGCAAUACUGGAGAGGGAGAGGAAGUUAAUGUAUCUGAGGAAGAAGAGGGUGAGGAGAAAACAAGCAGGAGUGAUGAAGAUGAAGGAAGUGAUAAAACUAAUGCUGCUGAAACUGAAGGAGAGGAAGAAAGCAGUAAGAAGACAAGUGACGGAUUGAGUGACUCUGAUGUGAGUGAAGGAGCUGAGGAGGAAGAGGAGGAAGGUGAAAAUGAAGAGUCCAGUGAUGAAGAGAGUAAAGAGGAUAAAGAGGAAGAGAGCAAGAUGAGUGAGGAUGAAGAGAAGAAAAGCGGUGAUGAAUCAGAGAGCGAUGAGAGCACAAGCCGAGAGUCAGAGGAGGGGGAGGAGGACGAAGAGGAAGGAGACACUGCAGAAUCUGCCAAAACUGAAGGAGAAGAAAAUGAUGAAGAUGAAGAGGGCGAAACUGAGGAACACAAUGAUGCCUCCACAGAAAAUGAGGACGAGGAGAAGGACUCGGUGGAAGAUGAAGAGGCUGAUAAGAGUGAAGGAGAGCAAGACAGUGAUAAGGGAGAGGAGGAAGGAGAUAGCGGGGCUGAUGAAGAGGAACUCCAAGAUGAAAAAAGUGAUGAAGAAGAAGAGGAAGGAGGUGAGGAAAGGGAAGAAAGGGAGUCCGUAGGUGAUGGGGAAGCUGAGACAGAAGCUGGAGAGGAUGAGGAUAAAGAAGAGAGUGAGGAGGAGGAAGAGUCUGCAGAAGAGGAAGAGAAGGAGGAGGAGGAUACAGGGGACGAAGACACAGAAGCUGAGGAAGAAGAGGAAGAGAAGGAGGAGGAUGCAGGGGAUGAAGACACAAAAGCUGAGGAAGAAGAGGAAGAGAAGGAGGAGGAUACAGGGCACGAAGAAACAGAAGCUGAGGAAGAAGAGGAAGAGAAGGAGGAGGAUACAGGGGACGAAGAAACAGAAGCUGAGGAAGAAGAGGAAGAGAAGGAGGAGGAUACAGAAGACGAAGACAUAGAAGCUGAGGAAGAAGAGGAGGAGAAGGAGGAUAUAGGGGAUGAAGAAAAAGAAGCUGAGGAAGAUGUUACAGAGGAAGAAGAUGAGGAAGAGAAUGAAAGUGAGGAAGAGGAGAAACCAAAAGGAAAAAAUAAAAGCAUGGAGCCUGCUAAAAAAAAUCUGUUAGAGAGUGAUGAAGGGGAGGGGGAGGAGGAGGAGGGGGAGGGGGAGGGGGAAGGUGAGGAGGAAGGGGAAGAAGAGGAAGAACAGCAAAAACAGACAAGGCUAAGAGGAGAAAGGAAAGACAUGAAAGGUAAUGAUGAGGAAACUGAUGAUGAAGAAGAAAGGGAAGAAGAGAAUAAGGAAAGGGGAAACGAGAACCAGGAGGAGGAGGAGGCAGAAGAAGAGGGAAUUGAGGAAGAGGAAGAAGGAGAUGAAAAUGAAGAAGAGGAGGGGGAGGAUGAGGAAGAAGAAGAGGAAGAGGAGGAACAAGCAAAAUCAGCAAAGAAAAUAAAAGAGAAGCGACAGAAGCCGCCACCAGACAGAAGCGACAAACAGAAAGAAGCACCCAAACCAGCACCGAGGACCAGGCAGCGAGCUGCAGGGGAGGCGAAAGCUGAGGAGUCUCAGCAGUUCUGGAACGAUGUCCUGCCUCAAUACCUAGACCUGCAAUGACCACGCCCACAGUGAAGCCACACCCACAAAAAUCUCAGCUAAACACGAGCUUCGUCUCACGUUAUUCUUUAUGCUCUGAAAACACAUAACAAGUGUGUCUAAGCACUUUUUUAAAACCCUUACACUGUCCAAGGCAGUCAAGCCAUUUAUACUGCAAUGUAAGUUUUGUCAAGAACUAUUUUCACGUGCGUAUUGAUACACAUGUGGGGCACUUAGCAACACUAAAGUGGUGUAUUUGGGACUACUAGCUUGAGGGCACUGAUGCCAAAAUGUGAACACAUAGACUUCAAUUCAAUUCAAUUCAAUUCAAUUUUAUUUAUAUAGCGUCAAAUCGCAACAACAGUCGCCUCAAGGCGCUUUAUAUUGCACAGUAGAUCGUACAAUAAUAGAUACAGAGAAAAACCCAACAAUCAU
Oreochromis aureus is the source of this 8202-nucleotide messenger RNA. RefSeq names its product retinitis pigmentosa GTPase regulator a (gene rpgra). Bases 2380 to 7788 code for a protein of 1802 amino acids. Gene Ontology annotation, biological process: ubiquitin-dependent protein catabolic process; protein ubiquitination; visual perception. Gene Ontology annotation, cellular component: photoreceptor outer segment. Lineage: Eukaryota; Metazoa; Chordata; Actinopteri; Cichliformes; Cichlidae. Gene Ontology annotation, molecular function: ubiquitin protein ligase activity. The record is from RefSeq and is a predicted model, not a curated record. The transcript has 21 exons.